Molecule: messenger RNA, 1871 nt
Organism: Dama dama (fallow deer)
Lineage: Eukaryota; Metazoa; Chordata; Mammalia; Artiodactyla; Cervidae
Gene: PELI3
Product: pellino E3 ubiquitin protein ligase family member 3
Exons: 7
Coding region: 105-1442 (445 amino acids)
Biological process (GO): regulation of Toll signaling pathway; protein K63-linked ubiquitination
Molecular function (GO): ubiquitin protein ligase activity; protein binding
Source: RefSeq, a predicted model, not a curated record
GGAGCUGCCGCCGGCCGGGCCCAUCCCGCCGCAACGGCUCCUGGGCCGAGCAGGGGCGAGGCGCAGAGGGAGCAGCGCCAAGCGGGAGCCAGAGCGCGGCCAGAAUGGUGCUGGAAGGAAACCCUGAAGUGGGGUCUCCCCGAACCUCAGAUCUCCAGCACCCGGGGAACCAGGGCUCUUGUGUGCUGUCUUCUCCUGGUGAAGAUGCACAGCCAGGGGAGGAGCCCAUCAAGUAUGGCGAACUCAUCGUUCUGGGCUACAAUGGGUGUCUGGCAAAUGGUGACAAGGGCCGCCGCCGAAGCCGCCUGGCCCUGAGUCGCCGGCCACAUGCCAACGGAGUGAAGCCAGAUGUCAUUCACCACAUCUCAACGCCACUCGUCUCCAAGGCACUGAGCAACCGGGGCCAGCACAGCAUCUCCUACACACUGUCCCGGAGCCACUCGGUCAUAGUAGAGUACACCCAUGACAGCGACACAGAUAUGUUCCAGAUUGGCCGCUCCACGGAGAACAUGAUUGACUUCGUGGUGACAGACACGUCCCCUGGGGGAGGGGCUGCUGAGGGCCCCUCUGCCCAGAGCACCAUCUCCCGCUACGCCUGCCGCAUCCUCUGUGACCGCCGGCCACCCUAUACUGCCCGCAUCUAUGCCGCUGGCUUCGAUGCCUCCAGCAACAUCUUCCUUGGAGAGCGGGCAGCCAAAUGGCGGACCCCCGACGGGCUGAUGGACGGCUUAACUACCAACGGGGUCCUGGUGAUGCACCCAGCAGGCGGCUUCUCUGAGGACUCGGCCCCGGGUGUCUGGCGGGAGAUCUCGGUCUGUGGGAAUGUGUAUACUCUGAGGGACAGCCGCUCGGCACAGCAGCGGGGGAAGCUGGUGGAAAACGAGUCCAACGUGUUGCAGGACGGCUCCCUCAUCGACCUGUGCGGGGCCACGCUGCUGUGGCGCACGCCGGCGGGGCUGCUGCGGGCGCCCACACUGAAGCAGCUGGAGGCCCAGCGGCAGGAGGCGAACGCAGCCCGGCCCCAGUGUCCCGUGGGCCUCAGCACCCUGGCCUUCCCCAGCCCGGCCCGCGGCCGCACGGCACCCGACAAGCAGCAGCCCUGGGUGUACGUCCGCUGCGGCCACGUCCACGGCUACCACGGCUGGGGCUGCCGGCGAGAGCGGGGCCCCCAGGAGCGCGAGUGUCCCCUCUGCCGCCUCGUGGGGCCCUACGUGCCCCUGUGGCUCGGCCAGGAGGCCGGCCUCUGCCUGGACCCCGGGCCGCCCAGCCACGCCUUUGCACCCUGCGGCCACGUCUGCUCUGAGAAGACUGCCCGCUACUGGGCUCAGACGCCACUGCCCCAUGGCACCCACGCGUUCCACGCCGCCUGCCCCUUUUGUGGGGCCUGGCUCACCGGCGAGCAUGGCUGUGUCCGCCUCAUUUUCCAGGGGCCACUGGACUAGGCUCCUCGGGGCCCCUUGCUGCCGCACCUGCCUGCCCGCCUGGGUCCCCCACCUCCAGGGAGCUCUGCAUGUGAGACUCUACCUGCUGGCUCAUCGCCAGGCCAGAUGGACGCGUUGGGUGGGCGGUGCCCUUUCCCUCCUAACUUGGGCUCCAGAGGGGGUCCCUGGACCCUCACCCCGGACAGAAUGAUGGGGCUCUCAGCAUCAGCUCUGUCCUGGGCUGAUGGAGGGAGGCCCAGCCCUACUGCCCCAGCCCUUCUAGGGGCAUCCCACAUCAUGCCGCCUACACUGUGCCCCUGGGGGAAUGAAGGGGCCAUGGGUCCCUGACCCCCAGCUUAGGCUGGCUGUGCCCUGAGCCUGCCAACCCAGAUCCAGAUAAUCACCCCGACGCUGCUGCCCUGGGUUCCUCUAUAAACCUGCUGCUCAGCU